Drosophila pseudoobscura is the source of this 1248-nucleotide messenger RNA. It is a transcript of the gene Grl36a, whose product is annotated as Gustatory receptor-like 36a. Lineage: Eukaryota; Metazoa; Arthropoda; Insecta; Diptera; Drosophilidae. The coding region runs from base 1 to 1248 and encodes 415 amino acids. The transcript is spliced from 2 exons. The record is from RefSeq and is a predicted model, not a curated record.
AUGCCUGGAGAGGGGCACAACUGGCGCACACCGCUCCUCCGAUGGACUGUCCUGGGCAUCGGCUGGAGUCUGUACCUCUUCUGCCGUGGCUGUGUGAUUGGCCAGAUGAAGUACGAUCCCCGGCAGCGACGGCUGAUCAUUCGGGCGCGCGGCAUCCUGACCAAACGCCUGGCACUGGUCAUCAAGCUCUUCGUGCUCCUUUCGGACUACUUUGGCCUCAUCUAUAUCUUGCUGGCGGUCUUCCCCCUUCUGGGGGACACCGAGGACAGCAGGCGGAAGGGCAGGCAGAUCUUCCAGAGCCUGGUGACGCUGGUGGGCAUGGCCCUGGCCUACUGGAACAUCGGUCGCCUGCUGUACUGGCUGAGCAGCCUCGGCCACAAUCGAUCCAUUGUCCGGGUGGUCAACGAGGUCAUCCGGCUGCACGGCCUCAUCGAUCGCCGCUUCGGGCCGCUGCUCCUGGCCGACCUGCACAUCCUGAUCGUGUUCGUGGCGGAGCUCCACAUGACCGUCCUGCACCUGUUCAACUGCCUCCGCUUCCAGAUGAUCCUGUUCCUGUACAACAUCGUGCUGCUGGAGGUGUUCUUCGGCGCCUACAUGGCCUACCAGCUGCUGCUGCUCUCCUGGCUGUCCAGCUUCAGUCGCUUCCUGCAGGGCUACCAUCGCGGCGAGCGCUCGAGGCUGCGGCGCCUGUUCGGCCUCUACGCGCGGGUCAGCAACGGCCACCAGGCGAUUAUGGAGCUCUGGCUGCCGGUGGCCAGUAUGCUCUUCUCCAGCAUCGUGGUCAUGGUCGUCGACUGCGCCAGCAUCAUCCACUGCAUUCUGUUCAAGCACAGCCUGGACAUGAGGCAAAAGUGGCACGAGGUCCUCAACCACUUGGGCGGCUGUCUGGCUCCGCUGCUGCGGAUGCUCCUCAUCGGCCUGUGCAACGAUCGUCUCACACGGCUGGAGCAUCUUCUAAGUCUCCAGCUGCUGGGCAUCGAUCUGGGCCUAGAAGAUCACCAAAAGAAGGACCCUGAACAGGAGAGGAGCUCUGCCAGGCAGUGGAGGCAUUUGCAAAUCUGCUUCGAGCUGCAGACACGCGCCCAGCCCAUCAGAAACCACAUCAUGAGCGUCCACCAGACCUGCGGCGGCCCCUUCGUCCUGGAGUUCUUCUUCUGCACUUUGGUCAACUCCUUCAGCUGUGUCCAGUAUGUCCUUAGCAUGGGCACGCAGUCCGAGAAGUUUCAGGGCUUUUUUUAUUCCCGUUAA